GAUAGUGAAGAUGAUCAAAGAAGACAUGCAUAAAAAAAGGGAUCAAAGUUUCUUCUUCUCUUCUUAUCAUCUCUUCUGAUUGUUUUUCUGUUGUGGUUUGUUCUCUUUCUCUUCAUUUUCCUCUAAUAUAAGAUUUAUUUAUUUAUUUAUAAUACUUCUUUGUCUGUCUUUGACAGAGGAAAAAAUUAUUAUCGCGAUUUGAUUUUGAUUCAAGUACUAUGACAAUCCCUAAUUCUGAAUCCAUCCGAGUUUGUGAGUUUCCCUGCACUCCUGAGGAAGAGAAACGUAUUGUGACGGAACUGAUUAGCGAAGCUGAGGCUGAUUUGAAAGAUGGAAACUUGUAUUUCGUUAUCUCAAACAGAUGGUACACAAGCUGGCAAAGAUUUGUUGGGAUACUAACGGUAGAAUUUCCCAGUGGAGAUACUUCAAAAGUUACCAGACCUGGAACAAUUGACAAUCAUGAUAUUAUUGAAAGUGAAAGUGACAUUAGUGAUCCUCAACUUCGCAUGAUGUUGGAGGAAGGGAUUGAAUACGCUCUCGUUCCUCUAAAAGCUUGGAAUAAACUCGUGGAAUGGUAUAAAGGAGGUCCUCCAAUACCAAGGAGAUUAAUCUGCCAAGGGUUUUACAACAAGAGCUUUAAUGUAGAGGUUUAUCCACUAUGUCUUAAGUUGACAGACAAUAGAGAUGACACCAUGACCAUCAUAAGGUUGAGCAAACAGGCUUCUAUAGGCAAACUUUAUGAGAUAGUUUGUGAUGUAAGAGGGGUAGCAAAAGAUAAGGCUCGCAUUUGGGAUUACUUCGAGAAGAAAAAAAAUGUACUCUUGGAUCCUUCAUCUAACAAAAGCGUGGAGGAAUCAUGCCUUCAACUAAAUCAGAAUAUUCUUCUUGAAGUGGAUGGUUCUACAUUAUCUCAAACUGAAAUGAGCUUGACUAAAACUGAAUUGGCAUUGGUACCUCUAAAACCUACAAGGGCGCCAGUUGCUAUGAAUAUAAUGUUUGAUGGGGAAACCGUACCUAAUGGUCAUUCCAAGGAUUCCAAGUUUAGCCUAUUUCAAAGAAAUACUUUGGAAGAGGAUGUUUUUUUGAGUAGUUUUGGGAUACGAGACAAGAGAGGUUUAGCAGGNUUACAGAAUUUAGGAAAUACAUGCUUCAUGAAUAGUGUUCUUUAGUGUCUGGCCCAUACACCCCCUAUUGUUGAAUAUUUUCUACAAGACUACAACUCCGACAUAAAUGCAUACAAUCCUUUAGGAAUGCGUGGUGAGCUUGCACUCGCAUUUGGUGAACUUUUGAGGAAAUUAUGGUCGAUUGGAUAUGAUAAAGUUUCGCCACGUGAUUUUAAGAAAAAGUUAGUUCUAUUUGCUCCACAAUUUGGUGGUUAUGAUCAACAUGAUUCUCAAGAAAUGCUGGCUUUCCUGUUAGAUGGGCUCCAUGAAGACUUGAACAAAGUAAAAAUAAAACCUUAUAUUGAAGCUAAAGACUCAGAUGGUCGUCCAGAUGAUGAAGUAGCCGAAGAAAAGUGGAAAUAUCACAAGGCCCAAAAUGACUCGGUGAUAGUUGAUGUUUUUCAGGGACAAUACAAGUCUACACUGGUAUGCCCAGAUUGUGGAAAAAUCUCAAUCACUUUUGAUCCCUUCAUGUACUUAUCUUUGCCAUUACCAUCAAGUCGCACUCGACCAAUGACUGUUACAAUGAUUUAUUGUGAUGGAAGCCAUCUUCCGAUGCCAUACACUGUAAGAGUUCCUAAACAUGGUUCAUGUAGAGAUCUCAGUAAUGCAUUAGGUAUUGCUUGCUGUUUGAACAAUGACGAAAGCCUUUUACUCGCAGAGGUUUAUAACUACAAGGUCUUCAAGUAUUUUGAGAAUCCUAUGGAGUUGCUUAGUUCAAUUAAAAACAAUGACAAAAUUGUGGCGUAUCGAUUUAACGAUACGCAUAAAGUACCAGGAAAAGUCAAGCUUGAAGUUCUUCAUAUGGACCAAGAAAAGUUUGAUUGUGGCAUAGCCCUGAAGCAUUUUGGAACUCCCCUUGUUACUUAUAUCAAUCAAGAACCACUUAGUGGAACUGACAUUGAUGCAAGCAUCUCUAAAUCGCUAUCAGCCCUACGUCGGGUUGAUAUGUCAGCUAUAGUUCAUAGUAGAAACAAGAAUUUCCAGAAUCCCGAUGUUGCAGAUGAAUCAUCCGGAAGUGUAUCAUCUAUAUACACUAGAACGAAGGAUAAUACAGUUGAUGAUAGAGCCUUCAGCCUUUUAAUGCCAGAUUACUAUUCUUCCAAUCUUGAGCCACUUGAGUUUGAUUCCAUUGUAAAUCCUGGAAGUGUUACAAAGGUUAUAGUCAAGUGGAACGAAAAGUUGCAUGAAAAGUAUGAUUCCAAUUACUUGAAUGAUUUACCUGAGGUUCAUAAAACAAAUUUUUUAGCGAAGAAGACAAGCCAAGAGGAAAUAUCUUUGUUUUCAUGUUUGGAAGCAUUUCUAGCAGAAGAGCCUCUAGGAUCAGAUGAUAUGUGGUAUUGUCCUGGCUGCAAAGAACAUAAACAAGCGAAUAAGAAGCUAGACUUGUGGAAGUUGCCAGAUAUUCUUGUGUUCCACCUAAAACGAUUUACAUAUAGCAGACAUUUCAAGAAUAAGAUUCAUACAUUUGUGAAUUUUCCAAUUCACAAUCUAGAUUUAAGCAAGUACAUGACGAGCAAAGACGGUCAGUCAUAUCUUUAUGAGCUAUAUGCCAUUAGCAAUCAUUAUGGUGGCAUGGGAGGUGGUCACUACACUGCUUACGCUAAGUUGAUGGAUGAAAACAAAUGGUACUAUUUUGAUGAUCGUCGUGUUUCUGCUGUAAAUGAAUUGGAGAUCAAGACUUCAGCUGCUUACAUUUUGUUCUAUCAAAGAGUGAGAAGUGAAUCAGAGACAUCGAGAAUGAAAGUGGAUUAGUGGAAAAAAUCCUUUCAUUUAAUUUUGAGGAUUUAGAGAAAGUUUGCUACUUUCCUCAAGAUUCAUUUAUUGGUCUCAUCAUGCUCUAUAUUUUCUUCCAAAAAGACUGAUAGAUUGUUUUGUAAGAGUUCUUUUUAAUUACUUUUCUUGCCCAGUUUGGGCAGUGAAAAACAUAUUAUACUAUUGGCAUAUUGUUCUUAUCAUCGUUGAGAUA
Molecule: messenger RNA, 3132 nt
Organism: Camelina sativa (false flax)
Lineage: Eukaryota; Viridiplantae; Streptophyta; Magnoliopsida; Brassicales; Brassicaceae
Source: RefSeq, a predicted model, not a curated record